Micromonas pusilla CCMP1545 is the source of this 1671-nucleotide messenger RNA. RefSeq lists its product as uncharacterized. Gene Ontology annotation, molecular function: protein binding; intraciliary transport particle B binding. The record is from RefSeq and is a predicted model, not a curated record. Gene Ontology annotation, cellular component: ciliary basal body; intraciliary transport particle B; ciliary base. NCBI's taxonomy places the organism in Eukaryota, Viridiplantae, Chlorophyta, Mamiellophyceae, Mamiellales, Mamiellaceae. Gene Ontology annotation, biological process: intraciliary anterograde transport; intraciliary transport involved in cilium assembly. The transcript has a single exon. The coding region runs from base 1 to 1671 and encodes 556 amino acids.
AUGCUGAUGAACAAGGCCCGCGCGGCGAAGGCGACGAAGGCGCCUGAGAAGCCGAAGCCCGCGGAAAACGAGAUCCCCGAGGUGUCCGACUUCCUUAAAGACCGCGACUACGCCGGAGCCAUCGCGCUGCUCGAGUUCAAGCGUCAGCAGAGCCCGAGCGACGUCAGCAACCUGGAGUGGCUCGCGUACGCUUACUUUCAUGCGGGCGACCCCGAGAAAGCGCUGGACACGUAUCGGUACCUCCUCAGACGCGAGAGCGACCCGGACCCGACGUACCACACCUUCGCGGCCGCGUGUUUGUUUUACCUCGGCCAGUACGACGAAGCCGAGGAGGAAGCGAAGAAAGGCCCGAAGACGAAGCUUCACACCCGGGUGCUGUUCCACUGCGCGCACAAGCAGAACGACGAAGCGAAGCUGAUGACGUACCACCAACAGCUCACGGACUCCGUGGAGGACCAGCUGUCGCUCGCGUCGAUUCAUUACCUCCGCUCACACUUUCAAGAGGCGACGGAUAUUUAUAAGCGCCUGCUGCUAGAGAACCGAGAGCAUCUCGCGCUGAACGUGUACGUCGCGCUGUGCUACUGCAAGCUCGAGUACUACGACGUCAGCUUGGAAAUUUUGAACGUGUACCUGCAGAGCUACCCGGAUUCCCCGCUCGCAAUCAAUCUGAAGGCGUGCAACCACUUUCGGUUGUACAACGGCGCCGCCGCGGAGGCAGAGCUGAAGAAGCUGCAAGACCACGUCGGUAAGGGAGGCUCGUUCGAGGACAACGACCUGAUCCGGCACAACCUCGUCGUGUUCAGAGGCGGCGAGAACGCGAUGAAGGUCUUACCCCCGCUUCGUGGCUUCCCCCCCGAGGCGAAGCUCAACUUGGUCGUGCAUUAUUUAAGAAACGGGAAGCCGCACGACGCGUUUACCAUCGUGAAGGAGAUCGAACCUUCGACGCCUACGGAAUACAUCUUGAAAGGGGUGACGCACGCGAUCAUCGGGCAGCAAGAGCAGGACGGAGCCGAGCAUUUGAAGAUGGCACAACAGUGUUUCCAGAUCGUAGGCUCGAGCAGCAGCGAGUGCGAUACGAUACCGGGACGGCAGUCUAUGGCGAGCUGCUUCUUUUUACUGAAGCAGUUCGAGGACGUCCUGACUUACCUAAAGUCAGUCGCGGACUUCUGCGGGGAGGACGACGCUUUCCACUGGAACUACGGCAUAGCCACCGCGGCGACAGGGGAUUACAAGACGGCGGAGGAGUCGUUCAUGAAAAUUCAAAGCCCGGAGUAUCGAACGGAGUACUGUUACCUCGCGUGGAUGGCGCGGUGUUUCAUCAACAACGGCAAGGCGUCGUUGGCAUGGGAGCUGUACGCGGAGAUGGACACGAACGACGAGUCCUUCGCGUUGCUUCAACUCAUAGCGAACGACUGUUACAAAGUAGGCGCGUUCUUCUACGCCACGAAGGCGUUCGACGUGCUCGAGAGGUUGGACCCGCACACGACGGAGUAUUGGGAAGGGAAGAGGGGCGCGGCCGCGGGUGUUUUUCAGAUGGUGAUUGCGGGCAAGGAAGCCCCGGAGACUUUGAGCGAGGUGCUCGACAUGCUUCAGUAUUCAUCGAACCCGCAGGUGGAGCUUUUCGUUCGCGCGAUCACGAGGUGGGGAAACGACAACGGGGUGCGAUUAUAG